AUGUCGCGAUCUGUGCCUUGGCCAAAAUAUACCUCCUCUCGCGAUCAGAUCCUCACAGGGGGCCAGAGGAGGGCAUUUGGAGGAAUAUUUAGAGCGUCUGGUGCGCGAGAACAGCUUGCUCAAGGUGCCUGCAGAUGCGGUGAGGGGGGAAUUGGACAUGCGCUCGCCGUUCAGUUUCACAAAGAAGGAUUUAUCGUCUUCGCCACCCUGCUUCCUCAUGAACAUCGCCAACACUUGACCGACCGAGGCAUAUAUGUCUUCGAUGCCAAUGUGACUAGUGAUAAAGAUACCGAAGUUCUUCUGGACAAGGUCGAACGCAUAUCCGGGGGUUACACAAUGCCUGCGACGGAUACAGAAGUUCGGGAAGUGGAAAAGAUGUUCGCGGUGAAUGUCUUUGGCCCUGUGCGCAUGAUCCACUACUUCCAUCGUCUGCUGGUGGCGGCCCAGGGAACUGUGGUGAAUAUUGGAUCGAUCGGUGGCAUUGUUCCCUACAUCUACGGGGCAAGCUACAACGCCAGCAAAGCCGCUCUCCAUCAUUACGGUAAUACGCUGCGCGCAGAAUUAAAGCCUUUCGGAGUACGGGUGGUCAAUGUGAUUUCGGGCGAAAUUGGGACCAACAUCCUCCACCGCGAUGCGGCGCGCUCUCUCCCCGCUGACUCGCUAUAUCUGUCCCUAGCCGAUGAAUUUCGAAAUCACGUCCGGCGAACCCCCAGAACCAUUACCCCAGCCAAAUAUGCCGCCGCCGUGGUGCGCGAGGUGCAAAAGUCCCGCCCGGCUGCGUGGUUUUGGUACGGAGCGCGAACCGGCAUGUGUCGCUGGGGCGAUAUGUUUUUGCCUCGCACAUAUUGGGACGGGCUGUUCGCCAAGUGGUUCCACUUGCAGAGAUUGGCGCGCAUCCCCGAGGGCAAGGCAGUGGAGUAA
This is a messenger RNA of Aspergillus sclerotioniger CBS 115572, 921 nucleotides long. Its product is annotated as short chain dehydrogenase. The transcript has 9 exons. Gene Ontology annotation, cellular component: endoplasmic reticulum; lipid droplet. The record is from RefSeq and is a predicted model, not a curated record. NCBI's taxonomy places the organism in Eukaryota, Fungi, Ascomycota, Eurotiomycetes, Eurotiales, Aspergillaceae. The coding region runs from base 1 to 921 and encodes 306 amino acids. Gene Ontology annotation, molecular function: triacylglycerol lipase activity; acylglycerone-phosphate reductase (NADP+) activity. Gene Ontology annotation, biological process: triglyceride catabolic process; phosphatidic acid biosynthetic process.